Molecule: messenger RNA, 2628 nt
Organism: Mytilus californianus (California mussel)
Lineage: Eukaryota; Metazoa; Mollusca; Bivalvia; Mytilida; Mytilidae
Product: E3 ubiquitin-protein ligase RING2-like
Exons: 4
Coding region: 29-988 (319 amino acids)
Cellular component (GO): ubiquitin ligase complex; PcG protein complex
Molecular function (GO): chromatin binding; ubiquitin protein ligase activity
Source: RefSeq, a predicted model, not a curated record
GCGACCGCAACUUCCGUACAAUACAAAGAUGGCAAACGAAGUAACGAAUGCACCGAAUAAAACCUGGGAAUUGAGCUUAUAUGAGCUCCACCGCACUCCACAAGAGGCAAUCACAGAUAAUACAGAGAUAGCAGUGUCUCCAAGGAGUCUGCACAGUGAACUUAUGUGUCCGAUAUGCUUAGAUAUGUUAAAAAAUACGAUGACAACAAAAGAGUGUUUACAUCGUUUUUGUCAAGAAUGUAUUAUUACAGCACUUAGAAGUGGGAACAAAGAAUGUCCAACUUGUCGGAAAAAGCUUGUUUCUAAGAGAUCAUUACGACCAGACCCAAAUUUUGAUGCUUUGAUUUCUAAAAUAUACCCUAGUAGAGAUGAAUAUGAAGCCCAUCAGGAGCGUGUUCUGGCAAAACUUAACAAACAACAUAGUAGUGCAGCUCUUACUCACAGCAUUGAAGAAGGUUUGAGGAUGCAGGCAAUGAACAGAGCUCAGCGAGUGAGGGUUCGAAAACAUGACACAGAGGCAGAUUUGUCAAAGCUUGAAACAGCCAGCACUACUUCGAAUGAUACAACACCAUUAAAACGUACAAAAACGACAGAAGACUCUGAUGGCGAGCAGCCAAUGACAGAACUACCAGCCAGUGACAUAGAGCUGGUGUUCAGAUCUUUACCAACAGAUGAUCAAAACAUUGAUACAUUGCAAACAAGAUUUAUAAAGACCACAGCCAAUGCUACAGUUGAUCAUCUUUCUAAAUACUUGGCCAUUAGACUCUCAUUAGAUGCAGCAAAAGGAGAGCAAAGUAGAAGUAAAGGGGAAACAAAUUAUGUAAUCUACAUUGCCAGUACACCGGGUAACUAUACCUCAUUAAAUGGUUCCAUGACCCUUCACCAAGUGAAUGAACGAUACUGGAGAAUAAAUAAACCAAUGGAGAUGUUCUUUGCCAAUCACCCAGUGGACUCCAUGCCAAAGAAAUCAGACAAUAAAUGUUUGUAAUCAUCGUAUCAUUAGUGCUUCAUUUUGUAUUAUGACAUUUUAUUCAUUUGGAUAUAUAUGAAAUUGAUUGAAUGAUAUAUAUAUAUUACAUAUUACACUCACUCCCAAAUUUAUAUGCAACUUAUUGACAUUAAGAAAAACACACAGGAGAUUUAUGAUCCAAACAUUAAUGAUUGUUAAAGAAAAUAAUUCUAUGCUAUAUACACUUAUAUGCUUGACUUCAACUUGGAAAAUAGUAUUGGUAUAGAAAUUUCUUCUAAUCUUGCAAAAGUUUAUUUGCCAAAAAUUGGUGCAUGUUCUUUCAAGUUUAUCUACUUGACAAUAAGGCUAGUUGGAAUGUAGAUUCUGGUUCUACAAUAUCAUUAUGUUAGUAAAGAGUUGACAGUUGGUUAUAAAAGUAUUUAUUGACACACACACAAAAUUUAACAGGACCUAUCUUUGAAUUUGGGUGGGAUCAGAUCCUGGUGAGAAAAUUGUCCAUUGAUCUAAGUAUAUUAAUAACUUGAGUUCUUAAGAAGAAGAAAAAUGACAGACUGUAUUUUGUGUAGUUGCACACAUUCUACAGUCAAAGCUGUGUUCUCUGAGUACAUUUUAUUUUGAUUACCUUACAGUGUAGGCUCUUGUUUUUUUGUCACAGAGGGUACAAAAAUGUCCUAUUUUAUGCACAGUUUGCAGUUCAACUGCACAUUCGAAGAAGAGUGGAAUGAUGUCUAUUAAUUUCUUUAACUAAUUUGAGAUAUUAGAAGAUAGCACUCUUAAGAUAGAGGGACAUGAGUCUAUUUAUAGCCUGACCUGUUUCAGUUAAUUUGUGGUAUUUUGACUUAAAUUUGUGAAAAAUGAAAUUAAAACUGCUGUUUAGAUUAUUUUGUUUCAAGGAUUACAGAUAAAUUUCUUUUACUAGUAAUUAUAAUCAGAACUAUCCCUAACUGUUAUCAUUAUUUUGCAUGGCCCUGGCAGUGUUGAUGCCUUCUUAGCAAAAAAAACCCAAUUUCACAGCAAAUUAAAGUUACACCUAAGUAACCUCAAAAACAUAAAAACGAUUUCUAUGGAGAGGUAGAAAAUCAACCAAGAUUAAGCCAGGAAUUAUGCAUCUGUUUUACUGCAUUUAUAUGUAACAGAAUAUUCCCCUGGCUUUCCUCUACAUGUUGCAUUUUGUAACAAGUUGCUGUGAGUAUAAACUUGCAUUUGCCUUCAAAAAGGAUUUAAUUGUAAAAUUGUGAUUUGUAACUUUUUUUUAUUUCUUUUUUUUGUAAUAGUGGCAGCAUCUUUUAUACCAACUGAAACAUUACGCAAAAAAAAAUUAAAAGAAAUGUUAUAAAUCUCAUUGGAUAACAUAUUUGAUCAGCUUUUGAAUUAAGAUCACAAUAACAAAUCAAUUUUAAUUUGACAAUCUGGUUAUAUAUUCUCAAAGGUUUCAAAUCUUUAUAUGUGAAGAAAGAACCUAAAUAAACAAAGGAUAUUCACAUGGAUUCCAAACUAAAAUCAAUGAAUUUCUGUUUCAUCAAUGCUAGAAUGCAUUUUCAUUAUGCGACUUGAAAUCUGGAGUGAAUGAGAAAUAUUAUUUGUGUAUGUAUGGAAUAGAUGGUGCUUUUUUUACUAUUAUUUUUGUUGUAAACAAUAAAUGACUUGCUAAACCAUAA